AUGCACCAGACUCGAAACGCUUCCAGCGAGGAGUACCGCAUUAUUUCUGUGCAACAUUCGCAGUACCUUCAUGAUGUCUCCGUGUGCUUUCCAAGCCCUCCACGCGCAAUUGCCGUUAUUAGUCCGGAUAAUUCAGAUGUUCAGGCCCCCAAAUUUACCGUUAGGAAAGGCGAUGGGGACAACACCUACACCAUGAAGGUCAAUGGGGGUGAUGUCCGAGGGGGUCCAGGGGACCUCAUCUAUUCCUUCGAAGAUGGAUGUACCGAGGAGUGGGUUAUCAUUUUCAGGGAAGCCGACAGAGCAUAUACUGAUAUGACAAUACCCAGCAUCGAGAGCAAGAGCAGUGAUAGAAGGGCAUGGACUGCUCCCCUCGGGCCGGGCCUCCUGCAGCGACAAACCAUUGCCAGUUGUUCAGAUUUGACAGUUUAUAAGGAUGAAGUGAACUACAUAGGUGGAUUUGGUAUUCAUGUACGAGGCAUUGUGGUCAUGAUGGUCUUUGCGUGA
Molecule: messenger RNA, 504 nt
Organism: Pisolithus orientalis
Lineage: Eukaryota; Fungi; Basidiomycota; Agaricomycetes; Boletales; Pisolithaceae
Exons: 5
Coding region: 1-504 (167 amino acids)
Source: RefSeq, a predicted model, not a curated record